AUGGAUAUCAACUCAUUGUUGUCGCCGUCGGACUCGCCUGCGGGCACUCCCACACCACAGCCCGCGCCUGCCGCCGCGUCGCCAUCACUGCUACCAUCGCCGAGCAAGCGCACGAGGCGCCAGAUACCAUCGCGGACUCCCUCUGGCCUCAGCCAGCAGGUCAUGUCAUCGUCGUCACCCCAGCCUCAGUCCCAGCCUCAGUCCCAGCCCCAGCCGCACCAAACCCUCCAGUCGCGAGGCCCGUCGCCAGGCUACACCCAGAUCGCCAAUGGCGCAAGAUCGAUACACAGCGCCAUGGGCACGCCCCAGCAAGUCUCGUCGCCUCGUGACGCGCGCAUGACACCUCCGAAUCCCAUGUACCGGCAGGCGUCGACACCCGGUAUGGAUACACUAGCAGAUCUCGCCAGCAUGCAGCAACAACAAGCUGCGCGACAGAACUCUACAGUUCAUCAGCGACCAGUAACACUCCAACACCUGGGCCAAAAUCUCUCUGGCGAGUCGGUAGCCAGCAUCAUGUCCGAACCCUCGCCGCGACCGCGCAAUUUCGUCACGCGAUCUCUCGAGCCGCAACUUAUCGAUUGGCUCAACCAACUCGACAAGACCCUGCUUGAGAAUCCCUUCGACUAUUACAGCCAUGUCUCGCUCGUCACCACACUGCACCAAGGCCUGCAGAACCACCUCGCUUCUUUCGACGCCGACCCCAACGCAUACGAACUCGUCCAGACACUCCGCGAUGCUUACAAGACCAUGUCUGAUAAGUACCCAUUGGGUGAGCUGCUGUGGCACUACCGACUCAAUGACGAAAAGACUCUGGCAAGAGAUGUUGAAGAGCGCAUGGGCGUGCUAGAGUUGCAUAAACAGGCAACCCAGGAAGAGCCUUACAGUGCCAAACUCUGGGCAGCGUACGGUGAGUAUGUGAGCUACUUGGUCGCUUGCUCAUGGGACCAAGUACCGCCAGAGGAGUGGCCGGAAGAAGAACGUCUUAUCGGCCGUGAGCUUUUCCAACCUCAGCUCUUGCUGGAUGUGUUGCAGCAGGGCGCUGAGAGAGUCAAGUACAACCUCCAAGAAAGUAAUCUUGUGUGGGAUCGAUACUUGCAGGUGUUGGAAGAGGAUCUCGAACGGGGUGGUUUCAGCCAAGAAAAGGCAAAGAGAGUAGCCGCCAUUUACAAUGAACGUCUGGGCCAACCUCAUGCCACAUGGGCAAACACACUGUCGAGAUAUUCCUCGUUCAACUCUAGAUACAACCAGAGUCAUUACGAGCAAGUCAUGGAUGAUGCAGUUCAGAAGAACACCCACAUCAAGCAACAGUACGCCAAUCGCGAAGAAUAUGAAUUCAAGCUGUUGCAAGCCAUCCAGGCCGGCGACCAAGCCGCCGAGUACACCGCCAUGACGAGGUACCUGAAGUGGGAGAAGCGCACCAUGGGCGUCUACAGCUUCCACCUUGUCAAUGCGCUUUAUGAGCGAGCUACGCUCCGUUUCCCCGUCGAUCCAUCAAUAUGGGAGGAUCAUGUCGAGUUCCUUGUCUGGCAAGACAACCGUUCUGUCGACCUGCUGAAUGUCUUGGAACGCGCGACGCGUCACUGUCCUUGGUCUGGAGCACUGUGGUCACAUCGUCUACUUACACUUGAAGCAGAAAACAAGCCAUUUGAAGACCUCGAACUCGUCAAGCACACAGCAACAGGAUCGGGCCUUCUGGAGCACACUGACUUGGAUGAACUUAUCAAGGUGCAGCUUGCUUGGUGUGGCUACUUGCGCCGGAGAGCAUUUGAUGACCCUCGAGCCACAGAGGAUGACGUCGACGUUGCAGAAGUCGGCAUACGGUCUGCACUGGAAUUUGUCCGCGAAGUCGGCAUGAAGAAGCAUGGCAGAGAGUGGACCGACCCGAAAUACCGUCUUGAACGAACCCACAUAAAGUUCUGGCUUCAGCGUGGUGAUAUUGAUCAAGCUCGGCAGAUUCAAGAGUCUGUUGCAAAACACCAGGAGGACUCAUACGAUUUCUGGUAUCGCUACUACAUAUUUGAGAUGCUUCUCUGGGCACCACACUCAACCCGGAACAAGGACAAUGCAGGACACCAGCUCCUGCCGCCUUCUCUUGCAACUGCAGUCUUGGAACGUGGUAUGAAGCGCCUACAGACCAUUGACCACCCGGAACCACUCCUUGAGAUGUAUGUCAAUCAUUGUGAGCAACACGAGACAGCCAUCAAGGUCCGAAGCGCUGCGAUGGAGCGACGAAGAGCAGAGCGCAUCAUCUCAGUUCGUAGGGAAAAGGAACGUGCACUCGCAGCCCAAACAGCGGCGUUGCAAGAGACCCCAGAGAGCCAUGCAGCAGAUGCUUCAAGUAAGCGUAAGAGAGAAGGUGGAGAUGAGGAAGCGGUUCCAAAAAAGAGCAAGCAUGGAGAGACGGAGGAGGUUGCUAGUGCUGCGGUCAACGGCCAGGCCAGAGUGGCUAGCGAAGCUCCCUCGGAGGCUCGCUCCACCGGACCUAAACGGGAUCGGGAGCAUACUUCCAUCAUUGUCAAGAAGCUACCUCCUAAUACAUCACAGACCAGGAUACGCCAAUUCUUCACGGACGCCGGUACUGUGCGCAAUCUGGUGCUGAAAAAAGAGAAGGAUAGCUUGACUGCAGUCGUAGAGUUUGAGACACCCGAGGAAGCUGAUUACGCAUUGAGCAAAGAGGCAAAGGGCUUUGAUGGCCACGAGAUUUCGAUUGAGCGAGGCCAAAGCACGACACUCUAUGUCACAAACUAUCCCGCACAUGCCGAUGAAGCAUGGUUGAGAAACCUGUACAACCCCUUUGGCGAGAUUGUGGGCAUUCGAUUCCCCUCUCUGAAAUAUGAUGCACAUCGCCGAUUCUGCUAUGUGCAAUUCGCCUCUGCCGAAGAAGCAAUUGCAGCGACACAGCUGGAUGGUACUGACGUAGAGGGACUAAAGCUCAUCUCGAAGAUAUCCGAUCCUAACGCCAAAAAGAAACGCGACGGCGCGACAUCUGAGGGCCGUGAGGUAUACGUCUGGCAUCUCAACUUCAAGAUCACGGAGCGUGAGAUCCGAGACGCUUUUGCCAAGUUUGGCAAGAUUGAAAGAACCAAAUGUCCCAUCAUCAAGAAGACUGGGAACAAUCGCGGCUUCUGUUACAUUGUCUAUGAGACAAAAGAAAGUGCCGACGCUGCGGUUGCAGAGAUGCAUGAGAAAGAGUUCCAUGGUCUCAAACUUAAUGUCGAGAUUGCCAGUGACCGACCUGCAACGAAGCCAAAGAUACAAUCAACACUCGAGAACCCAGAAGCCCCAUCUGUCCAUGAGACAGCUUCCGGGCAGGGCAAUGGACCUGCAGAUGCCGCUCUUAAGCCAGCAUCGUUCAUGGACCGGUCUAUCGCCAUCCUCAACCUGCCAGAUACUGUCCCCGAUGUGCGCAUCAAGCCACUUGUCGAACAGUACGGCUUCAAAAAGAUUAAACUAGAGCCCCACCACGGCGGCGCCAUCAUCGAAUUCACAACCGUAGAGGGAGCAGGCAAAGCACAAUUUGCGCUCGAAGGCAAGGACUUUGAAGGAAGAAAACUACGCAUCGGCACAGUCCAAGACCUGAACAAACAAAAGGGAGAAUGGAAAGCUAGCAACAGCUUCGUCCAGCCCAACCGCGUCUCCCGUCCCACUGCCCCCCGUGGUGCCGGUCGUGGAAGAGGAAAACCAGGCCUCGGCCGCCCCAUGAUACCUAAGAGUGCGCUCUCCAGCAACGGCGAGCCAAAAAGUAAUGCGGAUUUUCGCGCGCAGUUCCUUAAAGAAUCCACAAACAAGGACUCGACCAAGGAUGCGGAUAGGAUGGAGGAGUAA
This is a messenger RNA of Bipolaris oryzae ATCC 44560, 3825 nucleotides long. RefSeq lists its product as uncharacterized. NCBI's taxonomy places the organism in Eukaryota, Fungi, Ascomycota, Dothideomycetes, Pleosporales, Pleosporaceae. Gene Ontology annotation, cellular component: cytosol. The transcript has 3 exons. The record is from RefSeq and is a predicted model, not a curated record. Gene Ontology annotation, molecular function: mRNA binding; protein binding. Bases 1 to 3825 code for a protein of 1274 amino acids.